ACUUGAAGUAUUCUUUUCGCCUUGUAUUUUUUAAAAAGCCGGGAUAAAUAGAUGAGAAUUAUGCUCAAAAUACUGAAGAUAGCUCAUCUUCUUGCAUUAGUCUUUACAGCUGAGCUUAUUAAUCCAGUUUCUUCCAUCACGUCUGGUUUAAUGAUCAAUGUCGAUAGGCCAAAGCCUGAUCCUACGAUGUCGUUGAUCGGCAGUCGAAGAAAAAGGUACUUUCAGGAAUUAUUCGAUUUAAAGGAAAAAAGAUUGAUGGCUGCUUAUGAUUUGAUGUUGAGAAAAGAACAGUUAGAUUUUGAGAGUCGAAAAAGCUUCUGCGAAAAAGUUCUACCCUACUGUCAAACCCGAAAAAGGUUGGUAGAAAGAAAGCUUGUAAAGGCGUGAAGCUGGAACUAACAGCUGCCGGGAACUCGAAAGUGACUAAGGACGACGACAAAAUUCCCGUGCACAAGUCUCCAACUGCGUUGGCCUCUUAAAUCGAAAACUAAUCAAUUAACUAAAUGUUCUUUCUUAGUGCGAAAAUUAAAAAUCAACUCUYUAGAAAAGAAUCACAUCCUCAAGUGAAAACUCGUUAGUCUAAAAAAAGGAAUUAAUUUGAAAGUAGGUAAGAUAAUGAAUGAAUAUCAUGUGCAAAUAUACUUGUAACUUUUAGUGAAACGACAACGAGCAAUGAAAGUAUUUUUGUUAAAUAGCGGAGUUUUGACCUGUGUUUAUGAAAAAUAAAGAAUAGCAUUUAAAAUACCUUUAUCGACCUUGGCCAAGGGUCAAUGUUAUCACCUGCUUAGCCACACUAUGUAUUGUCAAGUUCAAACUCGUACUGUCAAACUCGUUACUGAAAAUGUUCUUUCAGCUUUAAAAUAUCUUAAAUUCAUUUAUAUUAAUAAAUAAAAAAUAAAAAAUAACUUGAUGACAAGAAGAUACACAUGGGAUUAGAACAUUCUUGACCGAAUACUGUGGAACGGAGAUGACUUUUCUUAUUUUUAGCAAUUAAAAAUAAAUGAAAAUGUUAA
This is a messenger RNA of Actinia tenebrosa (Australian red waratah sea anemone), 1013 nucleotides long. RefSeq lists its product as uncharacterized. NCBI's taxonomy places the organism in Eukaryota, Metazoa, Cnidaria, Anthozoa, Actiniaria, Actiniidae. The record is from RefSeq and is a predicted model, not a curated record.